Molecule: messenger RNA, 1632 nt
Organism: Cotesia glomerata
Lineage: Eukaryota; Metazoa; Arthropoda; Insecta; Hymenoptera; Braconidae
Product: putative nuclease HARBI1
Exons: 5
Coding region: 335-1414 (359 amino acids)
Source: RefSeq, a predicted model, not a curated record
UUCCGAUAUGCACUGCGACCACUGUACAGUGUGACGUCAAUUUAGUAUACUGUGAAGCCGUUCCUUUAUAGUUAGUUAUACUGGUUACUAUUUAAAACGGAACGCAAUCCCGUAUACUGUCAGCCGCAUUUUUUGACGCAGUAUUCAAAUGAGUGUAUUAAAGUUUUCUAGUUCAUUAAAAAAAACUGUUGUUGGAGUACUAUCAAAUUAAAAAUAUUUUAAUUAAUAUUAAAUGUAAAUUGAAUUUAUAAUAUAAUAAAAGUAAUGGAGUAUCCAGUAAUUGGAAUAGUACUUGUUGGUGCAGUUCGAAAUUUAUUGGAAUCUUCAGACGAAGAUGAUUCUAGCGAUGAUGAAGAUUUCAUCUAUUGUUUUGGAAAUCGUACAGGACAAGGUAUCAUUCCAAGAACCCAAAAAUUAUGUCGAAAAUACGGUUUUUCGAAUGACUGAUGAAACUUUUAAAAGUCAUUUUCGUAUGAGGCGCGAAACUUUUGAAUUUCUUAUAAAUUUACUCGGACCCGACUUACAAAAACAAUCUGUCCACUUUGGCAGACAUCCUAUUUCUGUCGAAAAACAGCUUCUUCUGAGUAUUUGGACCAUGGCAACACCAGAUUCUUACAGAUCAGUAUGUGAUCGUUUCGAUGUCGGAAAAGCAACAGCUUGGAGAACUGUUUGGAAAGUAGUCAAAUCAAUAUAUAAUUAUCUACCUGUCUACAUAAAAUGGCCUACUCGUGAAGAAGCGAGGAUAACAUCAAAUCAUAUAUAUCGAAAGUACGGAUUUCCGAAUGUAUUGGGAGCGAUCGAUGGAACACACAUAAGAAUUGCUCAGCCCAAAGAACACCAUGCCAGCUAUAUUAACCGCAAAGGAUUUCAUUCUAUUCAAACUCAGCUAGUAUGUGAUCACAAAUUGAAAAUUAUUCAUGCGUACUGUGGUCAAGCAGGCUCAGUCCAUGACGCUCGUGUUUUCCGACUGUCAAAUUUACAAAAUUGUUGCACACCAGAAUUUUUUCCUGAUGAUACCCACUUGUUAGGAGACAAGGCUUACAGUAUUCAACCUUGUAUAAUGGUACCUUAUCGAAAUAAUGGUAACUUCAAUCAAGAUUCAUUGCGAUACAACACAAUACAUUCAAGUGCUCGUAUGAUGAUAGAACGAGCAAACGCUUUAUUAAAAGGAAGAUUUCGUAGUUUGUUGGAUAAACUGCCAUUCAAAAGAACGGACUUAAUACCAUAUUACGUAAUUGCUUGUUGUAUUUUGCACAACAUUUGCAUUAUGAGAGAUGAUUUGAUCGACAUCCCAAUACUUGUGAAUCAUGAAGUUCCAGUAAUGGAUGUAGAUAUUGAAAUGAACAAUGACAUGAAAGUUGCUGGAAUGGAGAAAAGAGAAAGGUUGAAAAAUUUUAUUAAUAAUAAUGUAUAAAUUUUUAAACUUUAGUCAUACAUGCAUACUAAUCAACUGAAAAUUGAAUUUUGCACAUUAAUUGAAAAAAGCAGAUUUUUAAAUCGACUUAUAUGUAAAAAAAAUUGUAAAUUUUAUUGCGAAUUUGUGUUUUCCUUAAAUAUUUCCACAACAAAGUGUAUUCUCCUAAUUUUGGAAAGAAAAAUUGAUGAAAAAAAGUUAUAUCAUUGUAAGUUUUA